Messenger RNA from Ochlerotatus camptorhynchus, 831 nucleotides. RefSeq names its product peroxisomal multifunctional enzyme A-like. The record is from RefSeq and is a predicted model, not a curated record. The coding region runs from base 63 to 380 and encodes 105 amino acids. Lineage: Eukaryota; Metazoa; Arthropoda; Insecta; Diptera; Culicidae. The transcript is spliced from 2 exons. Gene Ontology annotation, cellular component: cytosol.
AGCGACAUCAGUUUAAUUGUUUCUCCCGUCGACGAUCACUGUGCGAAAAAAAAACCCACAUAAUGUCUCUGGAUAUUGUCAUUGAAAGAAUUAAGGCACGUGUGGCCGCCGUUGAUCCAAAUGGACCCCGCAAGGUUCUGGGAGUGUUCCAGUUGAACGUCAAGACUGGAAGUGGCGUUGAGAAGUGGAUUGUCGACCUGAAGCAAUUGAAGGUGGAGCAGGGAGCAUCGGCCAGCCCUGAUGUAACCGUUACCGUGACUCUUGAGGAUCUGGUUGCCAUCAGUGGCAAGACGCUGACCGUUGGCGAUGCCCUGAAGCAGGGUAAGAUCGAACUUACCGGAGAUGCCGGUCUGGCUUCCAAGUUGGCCGAAGUGAUCUAAUUUAUGCAAUGUGGCUGAUUGGGUGUGAUGAGUUUGGAUUCUGUGUUGACAAUAAAGUGCAUGGGAUGAGUGUUAUUUUCUAGAAAUACGUGAGUUUCAAUUAUUUUAUUGGCUUGCCAUCUUUGAAACGGAUAUUAUGCAACCAGUGAUUGCUCAUAGGGUGAUUUGAGUUCACAGAUUUAUGAUUAAUUCAUCGAACAGAGGCACCUAGUGAUUGAUAAGUAUUUCAGAAUGAUGUGGAUAUCACUUCUUUCUGAAUUUCUCGUCUAGGGUCAUGAAUGCUUGCUUAUUUCCAGUUAUAUCCACUUUGCCCUGAAAGAAAGUUAAAUUACUCCCAGUUAAAUCAUUCCACAGUUCAAAGUCUAUAAACCGAUGGCUCACACCUCAGUCUAAUCUAGGUGCAUUUAUUAUCUAUAGGCUAAGUCAGUCGGUUAUCACUUGCUGUUGAUAG